AUGCCUGAAACGUUCAAUAAGCGGUAACGAAAGUACAUAAUAUCUGUGGAUCUGUAUAUGUACUUGCAUUUUAAAUUUGUACAUACAGUAUCAUAUAGUUUAUGUAAGAAUAUAUUUUCUUUCUAAUAAAAGUACACGCUUGUUGUUUUUGAAUUACAAAAUAAACGUGUUUUUACAAUAUGUGUCUUUUCCAUUAUUUACAACUGUAUAGUUGAUACAGUUAUUUAUGUAAACGAUCGCUUUUAAAAUACCUCUUAAUGCUUGAAGAUUUUCAAGCAGACUGUUCGGUCGAUAUAUUUCUGUAUAAGUGUAAUGUAUUGUAUAGUGUAAGGUUGUGGUUCACGGUGCUUACGUAUAGUGAUGCAAGUGUAAUGUGGUGCAUUUUUGUGUAUAAGGAGUAUAAAGAUCACGGAUCGGAGUAAAUUCAUUUUGUAAAUUAAAAUGGAAGUUUUAAACCAUUUUGAUCACAUCGACGAAAGCGUGGAUGAGAAUACUAUUAGCAAUGACAAUGUUGGAGUAGUUCUAGAGGAAGCAGAAAUAAUAGAUUGUGAUACAGAAAUAGAAACUGUCACAGAAGAUGAUAAUAUACAAUAUCAAUUAUGUGAAGUGAAUAGAAAUGAUGAUCUCAUUGCAUAUCGUGUGGUAGAAGCUGGUGAUGGUCAUACAAACAAUUCUGACUUGUCAAUUGCUUCACCUAUAAAUAAUACUGUUCAAGUUUUGACAUCACCUAUAAAUGGUCAGUUUUAUGUAUUUGGCAAUGAUGUAGUUGCUACAGAAUCUACAAGAUCAACUGCUCCACGUGUUAAACUUCAAUUAGAUAAUCCACAAAAUAUUCUUACUACUAUUAAAAAGAGGGAUGAAAGACGUAGGGUAACACAUAAUGAAGUUGAAAGACGCCGCAGAGAUAAAAUCAAUAAUUGGAUUUCAAAAUUAGGGAAGAUUUUACCUAAUUCUGAUCAAAAUACAACAGGAGAUGGAGAUGUAAAGACAAAUUUUGAAUUGCAGAGCAAAGGAGGAAUCUUAGCAAGAGCAUGUGAAUACAUCACUGAAUUACGAUAUGUACAAGAGAGUUAUGCACAAAGUUUGGAUGAAAAUGCUCAACUGUCAGAAGAAGCUAAAACUUUAAGACAUGUAGUGAAUCAAUUAAAAAAAGAAAAUUCUGAACUGAAGGCUCAGAUAUCGAAAAAUGCAACUUAUAUACUUGGUACUUAAUCUUUAUAAAUUUGUGCAAUAAAUGGGAGUAGGAGUGAA
This is a messenger RNA of Hylaeus anthracinus, 1251 nucleotides long. RefSeq names its product upstream stimulatory factor 2-like. Gene Ontology annotation, biological process: regulation of transcription by RNA polymerase II. The coding region runs from base 442 to 1212 and encodes 256 amino acids. The transcript has 4 exons. Gene Ontology annotation, molecular function: DNA-binding transcription factor activity, RNA polymerase II-specific; protein dimerization activity; RNA polymerase II cis-regulatory region sequence-specific DNA binding. Lineage: Eukaryota; Metazoa; Arthropoda; Insecta; Hymenoptera; Colletidae. The record is from RefSeq and is a predicted model, not a curated record.